Molecule: messenger RNA, 1523 nt
Organism: Archocentrus centrarchus (flier cichlid)
Lineage: Eukaryota; Metazoa; Chordata; Actinopteri; Cichliformes; Cichlidae
Gene: tpgs1
Product: tubulin polyglutamylase complex subunit 1
Exons: 2
Coding region: 116-1102 (328 amino acids)
Biological process (GO): protein polyglutamylation
Molecular function (GO): microtubule binding
Source: RefSeq, a predicted model, not a curated record
CGCAGACUUUACCUCGCAACCAGCGAGGUUUUACCAUCGUGUGACGUUUUCUUGAUCGCCAACCGUUUUUUCAUCACUUCCGCUGCCGUUGCUGCGACACGGGACGUCAACCGCAAUGGCGGACAAGGAGAAGCGCCGGUCCGGAGUUAAUCCUCCGGGGAUGCCCGCGGGUAAAGCCACCAAAUCGGACAGUGACAGAGAGUUUCUGUCGCAGGCUGGGGUGGGAGACCUGCUCCGCGGCGCCAUCCUCAAGAUGGUCGAAGCCAGAUCAGACGAUCCCAUCGGGUUUCUUGCAGACCACUUCUGCAACCUCGCAUCCGUGACAGCCACCGGCUCGGGUGGAUGCGGCGACGAGGAGCAGUUGAACACCGGCACGUUGAGCGCAGGCGCGCAGGAACAGCAGCGUCUCAACCGGGCGCUGUGGCACCUGCGGCUGGCGCACCACUCCCAGAGAUCUGCCUUCAGCAACAAUGUCCGUGUGGCCUACGACCUUCUAAACCUCACUGGGCCUCAAAGAUGUGUAGGCGAGUUUUCUGAAGGCCCCGAUGUCCCCUGCACUGACAGCCCCACCGGAGGAGGAGGAGUGAGGGGAGGCCUCUACACUCAGACUUUGCAGUGCCUGUGCAGCGAAGGUGGAGUCCCUGCUUCCACCUCUGCUCCACUCCUACAGCGCCUCUAUUGUCACGACCAUGAAGCCGUCCCUUAUGAUGUCUUCCGUCACGGUGUGCUCACGUGUGCCGUUUUCUCAGACUACAUCCGGCAGGCUCAAAGGCUUUACGCUGAGGUGUGUUGCCCAGCCGAGGGCACUGCCUCGCGGGCGUUGUGCCUGGCCGUAUUGGGCACCUUGAAGGAAGCACUAGAGACUUCCCAGGGCUCUGAUACAAACUGCUGUGCCAAUGCUAACACUAAAGUGAAUUCCUGUCCUGAGGCUAAUGUGAAGGCUAUCCGCUACCUGGAGGCCAGUGCCAAGAUCUCUCCCUACAAGCUGGCUCAGGCCAUGGCUGGAGCACAAACUCGGGGACCUGGCGGCAACAUGGAUGCAAAAGAGUUUGAAAACGCAGCUGCAGAAUUGUUUAUCACUCGAGUGAAAGUUGUGUCCUAAAUCUUCUCAUGACUGAAGAAUGUAUAGGAAUCUACAGCAUGUCCAUGAGUAAAUGAUUAGCUUAUAUUCAUCUUCUGCAACCUCUGACCUUACUGUUGCCCAGUAAUAAACACCUACACAAAUAUUACCUCUUUUCAAGACUCACACUAAACUCACUAAGUCCACUGUAAAACAUACUGUUUGUUCACUGUUCCUGGCACUAACAAGUAACUGCAUGAAGCAGUCUGUGUGACUACAUAAUCAGUGGUGUAUGGGGGACAAGGAGUUCUUUUUGUGGAGAAGGAGUUCCAGUUCCUUGAAAUCAGUAUUUCUUCUGAUAGUUACUGUUGUUGAACGUUUUCCAUGAAAUUCUUGGAGUAGAGAGUAGUACUCUAACUUGUCCUCUUCAGCCAGUGAAAUCAACACUGCUGUAAUAAAGGUU